Molecule: messenger RNA, 3971 nt
Organism: Carcharodon carcharias (great white shark)
Lineage: Eukaryota; Metazoa; Chordata; Chondrichthyes; Lamniformes; Lamnidae
Product: interleukin-13 receptor subunit alpha-1-like
Exons: 10
Coding region: 153-1562 (469 amino acids)
Biological process (GO): cytokine-mediated signaling pathway
Cellular component (GO): external side of plasma membrane
Molecular function (GO): protein binding; cytokine receptor activity
Source: RefSeq, a predicted model, not a curated record
UAAUGUUUGAAAACAUUCUUCCGCUGGUUGGGAAACAGUGCGAAGGCUGAGAGCUGGUAUCGAACAGGGGACUGAGCCGAGCUUGUGAACCCCGCUGCCCAUCGGGGAAAGAUUGAAUCAAACCCCGUCUAAGGAAAGUGGCUACAAGCUGAAUGCGGGAGGUGACCAAGUGCGAGAUGCCAGGAGUGCUACCCCCACUGUUUUUGCUCUCGCUGUCCUGUUUGCUGAUUUCCCGGACUGAGGGCUUUAACUGCUGUGCCUUGUCAGUGACUCUCCCGCCUCCAAAUCACUUGACUGUGACAUUGAAGGGGAUCGGUUUCAUUAAUUCCACCUGGGCCUGGAAACCACCAAGCGACCUUGAAAAUUUCACCAACCUUUCUGUCAGAUUUGACAGCUCAUUUAAGUAUGAUGAUGCUGAGUGGAAGGAAAGAAAAAUAAAUCCGUGUUUGACUCGUGAGGAUAAGGUGGUUCUUAACCAAGGCAUCACUUUCAAAGUGAAGGCAUUAGUAACAACUGGGAGCUGUGCUUGUGGAGAAAGCAACUGGACUGAGAUGUAUAUUCCUCCAGCAGAAGGUGAUGUAGGUACUGCUGUCAGAAACAUCAAAUGUAUUUACUACAACUUUGAACACAUAAAUUGCACUUGGGACAUUGGAAGUAAAGCACCAUCUGACACAGUCUACAACUUCAAUUACUGGCAAGAUGGAAAGGACAUCAUACAGAACUGUACCAGUUACAUAUCAAAAGAUGGCAGGUUGGAUGCUGGCUGCCAUCUUGAACGUGAUCAAUUCGAUGAUCAAACGGACUUGAAUAUUUGUGUCACAGGAGUAAGUGCUAGUGCGAAGAUAAAGCCAUUCUUCUACAACCUCGAAACAGCAAAUUUCGUAAAACUGUCUCCUCCUUGGGGAAUAAACAUUUCAAAGACUGGCAAAGCAUUUGACAUUAACUGGGGUCUACCAGCCCAUUGGAACCUAAAGUGUGUGAACUAUCAGAUAAGAAGGAGGAGCAGCAUAAGCAGCAACUGGCUAGUCCAAAAUUGCGAGAACCCAAAUGCGAAGAUUACUGAUGCAAAUCCAAAUGUCAAGAACAUAAUUCAAGUGCGAGCCAAAUACACCAUUUGCGGAGACAAUGCAAUUUGGAGUGAGUGGAGUGAAGGAACAUACUUUGGGGAAGACAUUGGGCGAGGCUGGAAUUGGAAAAUUGCUUUGCUUAUCAUUAUCCCAAUCCUGGUGGCAGCAGCUGCAAUCACACUCCUCACUUACUUGAAACAGCUUCAGAUAUUGAUCCUUCCACCAAUCCCUGAUCCGGGGAAGCUUUUUAAAGGCAUGUUUGGAGACUCGAAUGGAGACUAUUCGAUGUGGAACAAACAACCCAAGGGAAGCUUGAUAUACAAAGCAGAAGAAGAAAUAACUUGCCAAGUGACAACUGUAGAGCAAUUAAAGCAUCCUGCAGAAGGAGAAGAGAAACUGGAUGAGAAUGAGAGACUAGAGGAAACUCUCAUUACAUUUGUGGAUCAGAUCCAUGUGAAAGAUGAUAACCUGCAUUAUGACUUGGUGAGGUCAUGAAUGGAGCAUUUUCCAGUGUUACCUUCUUAUAUUGAUGAAGCUAUGUGACUAUUCUGACAUGCAAAUAGGAAAUUCUCAUUCCCACAAGUUCAUUCUCAACUGAUCAUGACAGCGCCUGUUCGUGGAUUCCAGGAAUGGACGGUUGAGCUGGCAGGUUUUGGUAUUUACCAACAGUUCCUCAUCCUGACCACUCCAAUUAAACAUGGUGACACAUAACACAGAUCACUGCAGGUCCAGUUCUCAGCCAACUUUUCUUCUGUUCAUCAAACCGUACAGUUGGCUCUCAGACAGUGAAUUGCUGUUAGUUAACAGUUCUUGUUUGUCAGCCUGUGGCAGUGAGCUGUUAGGAGUUUUCCAUUAUGUUAUUGGCUGCGUGAUAGACACAUCAUGGGCAUGUGAGAAGAACGGGCAGUCGAGUUUAAACUAUCAACUUCAAGAUUGGCCAGGUCUGUCAAACAGCAGUACUUUCACCUGUAGUACAAGAUUUUCAAGGUGUAUUAUCUCACCUACCAUUAACUACCAUUUACUGUCACUCACUCCUAAGAUUGCAGAGGUUCAUGGAUCAGAAAUCAACAGUUGACAUAAACACACAGCAGACACAUACAUGCACACACAUACAUAGACAGCAGACACACACGCACAUGCAAACAACAGUCGCACAUACAGCAGACAUGCAUAUAGCAGACAAAUACACGCCCACACACAUAUAUAAAGCAGACACACACAUACAUAGAGCAGACACAUGCACACACAUACAUGCAGCCAACACGCACACCACAGACAAAAACAUACAGCAGGCACACAUAAACAUACACAUACAGCAAACACACACUGCAGCAAAAGCAUACAGCAGACACAUGCAUACAUAACAAAACUCACAUGGCACACACACGCAGACACACUCGCAUAUCAGACACACACAUCCACAUGUCAAUGCACACACACACACACAUGCAGAUGCACAAUCUGACGGUAGAUAGACACAAUUUGGGAUUUUCAAAUCUCCUUGAACAGAGUUGACUGAUGGAGACUAACAGUGUACAUUUGUGUUCCUUCUAACGCAUUAAUUUAACUAAACUUCUGAGCUGUGCUGUAAGUCAGAAUUGUUUUUUAAGAGUGGUUUGGAUGAAAAUUUGCCAGAAUGAAAAAGCUACUUCGCAAUAUCCAGUUUUCAAAUAAAAAUUUGACAAGUAGAAAGAUCAAUACUCCAGGAAUCUAACAAUUCAAAUAAAGAAAAUGUGAGACAUAGUGUUGUCAGACCAAAGCACAAUUCACUAAGCUCAAGCCCCAGUAAUGUACCAUUUAUCUAUUGAUAACUUUGCUACGAUUCACUGCAAUAUCCCAGUGAACACUUAUACUCUUUUGAGUACCAAUUUAACAUAUUAAGCAAUUUUUUAAAAAGCCAAUUAGACAAGUUGGUAGCCCCUUAAAGGGGGCUGUAAUGAAAAUAGAAUUUUAAAGGAACCUUACAUGUUGUUUUGGGGGCUAAUGAUGCACUCCAGCACCCAUGGUGCUCCCCGGUCAUGGAAGGCCUCAAGCAUAGCAGCGGACACCCCGUGCUACCUCUCCAGGGACAUCCAACCAUGAACAUAGCUGCGGAAGAGGGGCAGACAGUUGGGGUGGAUGACUGCCCGCAGCCUGAACCUGUUACUGCCCACCUUGGCCAGGAGUAAAAACUUAUAAACACAAACCCAACUAAUUGGUUUACACUGAUUGAAUUUGGGGAAUCUGCUGUAGCACUGGAAAAAAAAAACACCAGUUGUUUCUACAUUUCUAUUGAAUGCCCAAAUGGAGCAAUGAAAAAUAGAUCAGAAUUUCACUGGGUAGAAGUGGAGAGCGGAGGGAGGGUUGUUUAAAAAACCCUGAACAUCCCUCCGGCUCAAUCUAAUUGAAGUAUUCUAUAGCUCUACCUAGCGAACCAGGCCUCCUCCAAUGUGACAAAAACAAAAUACUGUGGAUGCUGGAAAUAUGAAAUAACAACAAAAAAUGCUGGAAAUACUCAGCCAGUCAGGGAGCAUCGGUGGAGAGAAACAGAGUUAACCUUUUGAGGUCAAGAUGACCCUUCAAUGUACGCUGCUCCCAAGUGUACCUGUGUACUUUAGCAUUCACUUUUGAAAGGCAAAUGUAAUUCUCUAUGCAUGCUUUCAUUAGCUUUGUGUGCUGUAGAUUGCAAUUAUACUAUUAGGAGGAACCACACCUGGAUUCACCAGGUGGGUUCAUGCUGGGCCUGUUUUCCUUUGGGCACAUGAUGCUGCAAAACAGCCCACUAUCCAGUGAACCUCCUGUUGAUUUCAGAUCAACUGGCCUUUGUGUCUGAAUAGCCUUGCUGCUGUUAAGGAGAAAUGUUUACUGUAUUUAUUGUGCAAGUUUUUAUCACCAGCCAAAUCUUUAAUAAAAAUUUUAUUCCGA